Messenger RNA from Mytilus trossulus (common blue mussel), 427 nucleotides. RefSeq lists its product as uncharacterized. NCBI's taxonomy places the organism in Eukaryota, Metazoa, Mollusca, Bivalvia, Mytilida, Mytilidae. The record is from RefSeq and is a predicted model, not a curated record. The transcript is spliced from 3 exons. Gene Ontology annotation, molecular function: protein binding. Bases 32 to 427 code for a protein of 131 amino acids. Gene Ontology annotation, biological process: signal transduction.
UCACAAAUCUGUGGAACAUUUUGAACCGGAAAUGCAGGUGGCAUAUGAUACGGAUUUUGAACUGGUUAUAUCACUACCAAUUGACUCAAAUAUCCUAGAUAUUAAACAGGAGGAAGUCGGUGUAGCCUUGGAUGAUCAUCAAUGUACAAUUCCAGUACUUCGAAAGACUUCACUAAACCGUAUCACAGCUAGUUUGACCAUAGAAGAAUGCUAUCAGUUGGGCACAAAUUUACAUGUUAUAAAGAACAAAAUAGAACAGCUGGAAACUGAUGGACAACUUAAGGAAAUACUUAAAAUCUGGAGAUCGGCCCGACCAAAUGAAAAAUUAGUUCACAACCUAUCUGGAGCCUUAAAAGAAAUGGAUAAAGAGGAUAUGGCAAACAAUGUGGAGGAAGCAUUCGAAAACAAUAAAGAAUAUCCCGAUUAA